AAAUGGCGGACGCUUGAUCCCUGAAUUUUUGAUGGUCAUUUCAAAGGAGUUUUUAGGCUGAUAAAAUGAGACUUAAAGAACUCGAAGGUUAUUUGCAGCAAGUUGAGGUCUUUAAGAAUCCCAAGGUUGAGUUAGAACAAUAUCCUACGACGCCGCACAUCGCUUCUCACAUGUUAUACACAAUAGAUCAGACUUAUGAUGAUAUUGAAGGCAAAAUGAUUGCAGACAUUGGAUGCGGUUGUGGUGUUUUAAGCAUUGGUGCUUGUAUGCUUGGUUGUUCUACUUGUGUUGGAUUUGAUAUCGAUCAAGAUGCCCUAGAGACUGCUAGCAAGAACUGUCAAGAGUUUGAUAUUGAUAAUUUAGAMCUAGUUCAGAUUGACAUCACACAGGCAAAAGACUUCUUUUGUGAUAGAAAGCCAUUUGAUACAGUUAUUAYGAACCCUCCUUUUGGAACCAAGAGUAAUAAUGGGAUUGACUUGACCUUUGUGCACACAGCACUUUCAAUGUGUACAACAUCUGUAUAUUCCUUACACAAGACUGCCACAAGAAAACACAUUGCAAAGAAAGCUGCYGAGUGGGGCGUUGAGAUGGAUGUACUGGCAGAAUUAAGGUUCAAUUUAGCUAAGACUUAUAAAUUUCAUAGUAAAAAGUCUGUAGAUAUAGAAGUGGAUUUUAUACGAUUCAGUUUAUGAUUUAUUUUUUUUUCAAGAWAGUUAUUAAAAUCAUUGAUUGAACUCAGGUAUUCAUCGAGAUACAACCAAAUGUGGACUUUGUCCUUAUUGCUCAUGCUAAUACUAAACUUUAAACUAAAGCUUCGGACGCCCAUCUAUGUCAUCUCUACGUUCCCUGUCAAACGGCCAAUGUCAACGUCAGCAUUUUCUAAUCAGGAUGUAAAACUAGUUGUUAACAAGCUGUGUUGGUGCGUGGUUGUUCUGAUCACCAUUAAGGAAAUACGAAACUUUAUACUCGA
Messenger RNA from Exaiptasia diaphana, 970 nucleotides. Its product is annotated as methyltransferase-like protein 5. The record is from RefSeq and is a predicted model, not a curated record. Lineage: Eukaryota; Metazoa; Cnidaria; Anthozoa; Actiniaria; Aiptasiidae. Gene Ontology annotation, biological process: rRNA methylation. Gene Ontology annotation, molecular function: rRNA (adenine-N6-)-methyltransferase activity; nucleic acid binding. The transcript is spliced from 2 exons. The coding region runs from base 66 to 692 and encodes 208 amino acids.